CUCCCCGCCAGAGCGGCGAGCACAGGGCGCCUGGGCUGCUAAAUGCUGCUCCCUCAAAGGGACGAUGGUGGAGGGCUGGUAAAGAUGGCGGCGCUCUCCGAGGAUGGGAGGUAUGGAUUAAAUUGUGGCCAACAGACCGCAGAUAGAGUCACCGUAUUACACGUCAAAUUGACCGAGACGGCGCUGAGAGCCAUAGAGAGCCACCAAAAUUGUAUGAAUGUACCUUCACAGCCAACAAUACAAUUCAAGGGACUCCAAGGGCGCAUUAAAAUUCCCAAGAACGAUUCCUCCUCAGACACCUUCCACAAUUUUGAUUUUUACCUGUCUAAUGUGGGCAAGGACAACCCUCAGGGAAGCUUUGAGUGCAUCCAGCAGUAUGUGGCGAGCUCAGGGGCCUCACACCUGGCAUUGUUGGGGACGGUACAGGACAAGGUCACAGUGUGUGCCACUAAUGACUCCUACCAGGUGACCCGGGAACGCAUGACCCAGGCUGCUGAGGACACACGUGAACGUGGGACCAAAGUCAUCAAGCCUGGAGGCCGGUACAGAGGAAAGCAAGUCCAUAUGCGCAAGCCGGGGCUAUCAGGCCAAGAUGUGGUUCCAGAGCGCAAGCGCUCCACCCCCAUCAACCCAGCCAACACUAUUCGCAAGUGCCUUUCCAAUAACCCUGUGUCCCAGCGCUCCUGCAGGGAUCGCAUCAUCCACCUGCUGGCGCUCAGGUCCUACAAGAAGCUGGAGGUGCUUGCCCGUUUGCAGCGGGACGGUAUCAACCAGAAGGACCGAAGCUCACUGGGGACCACCCUGCAACAGGUGGCAAACCUAAACCCCAAAGACAACACAUACUCAUUGAAGGACUUUAUGUAUCGUGACGUCCAUCGGGACUGGCCGGGUUACUCUGAAGAUGAGAAGACACAGGUUGACCGGAACGUGGCUCGCAAAUUAGGUCUUCCUACUGAGACCCUCCCAUCCAGCAGUUCUCCCAAAGAGGGCGUACCCACAUCCCCCCAGAAACGCCAGGCAGACUUUGACUUUAUUGAUCCUUUGGCCCCCAAGAAAGCCCGUAUCUCCCACCUCAGCAAUCGAGGGCCAGCCGCGUCCUCCACCUCCUCUGACCGCCGCGAGGAGGAGGGCAGCCCCAGCUCCAAGCGCUCGUCCCUCCCCGCCAACGUCACCUCGGGCCCUCCUCCCCAUCUCCCGCUCCCGUCCCACCCCCCCGCUCCUUCUCACCAGCAGCCCAGCCCCGCCUCAAACUCCAACUCACCCAGCACCCCGGAAGGCUGCGGCACCCAGGACCUGCCUAUCGGCCAGAGCUCCUCCUGCAGAGACCCCUCCCCCAGCCCUUUCUCCUCCGACAGGACCCUGCAGGAGCACUAUCCGCACCCUGUCCCCGUGGCCAGACCGACCACCCCUCCUAGUCCCCCCCGUCCUCCUCCGGCACUUCCUUGCACCUCCCUUACAGUUACUUCCACUGUCAUCACCAGCCCUCCCUUGUCCAGCAGUACCAACAAGAAGUUUAAAAAGAAAUCCAAGAAGCACAAAGAAAAGGGUCGAGAGCGGGAGAAAGGGAAACGGACGGAAAAAAGUAGCAGAAGUCCUCCCAGUGUAGCAGAGCAGGCCGAAGACACUCAUAAGGCCAAAAAGAAGCGCAGUGCAGAAGAGAACUGCGAAGUUAUCGACAAAAAUACUCCCAAAGAUCAAGGCCCUUCAGAUAAAGAGAAACCAGCCCCAGCCCCCGAGUUCGCCCCCACCAUUGCGACGCCAGACUAUGUAGUGAAGUACAUGCCCAUGGUGUCCAUGGACCAGCGGCAAAGCUACAAGGACGACUUUAACGCAGAGUACGAAGAGUAUCGCCAGCUACACGCCCGCGUGGAGAACAUCACCCGCCGCUUCACCGAGCUGGAUUCCAAGUGCCGGAAACUGGCCCCCGGCACCAAAGAAUACCAGAAGGUGCAAGAAGAAGUCGUGAAAGAGUACAAAAAGAUGAAACAACACAGCCCCAACUACCAAGAGGAGAAACAGCGCUGCGAGUACCUGCACAAUAAGUUGGCCCACAUCAAGCGGCUGAUCGCUGAUUUUGACCAGCGCAGAUCUCAGGCCUGGUGCUGAGGUCACCGCUCGCCGCCGCUCCGCUAAUCAGUAUUGAGAAAGGAGUGUCGAACCGGGAGGGUGUCUCCAACUGGCUGUUAUUUAUGAACACACCUUCAGUUACUGGCUCUACUACAGCGCCCCCCCCCCCCUCCUCCUAUCAUCCUUUUUCAUUCCUACUAGCUACUUUUUUUUCCUCCUAUUUUUUGAUUCCACUGGCUUCAUUGUUGCCUGCGAUCUUGGAAAUCUCACUUUAUUACUGACUUUACCCCCAUCUUUUGCUUUCUCUAAGUUUCUUCUGAAUGGGCUCCUGUGGAAUUUCAUACCACUGGUCCAGUGGAAGAUUAUGCCUGCAUGUGUGAAGGGGUUUGGGGGGGUAAACCGUCAACUCUUUGAAGGACUUUAUCUUCAGGCAAAAAAAGAACAAAAAAAGUAUUUUUGAGCAUCAGAAAAUAUUAACUUGUAUUUAAGUAAAAAAAAAAAAAAAAGAGGGAGAUCUAUUUAUUUUGGGACUCGUAGUGCAAAGAGUCCGCAGAUGAUAUAUUGUUUAACUUUUGUUGAAAACAAUGCAAAAAAAUUACCGCGGGCCUUAUGUGUUUUGACUUUGAAGCCAUUUUGCACGCAAGAUCCAUUAUGUAAUCUCAUUUGGCAAAGAUCUCUCGCCCGCCUUGUUUCCACUCUUUUGAUGACAACUGUACUGGAUUACCUUGUUUCAACACAAUACUGCUGUUGAGGUUUAAGGCUGAAGGGAAAGGAAAUGAGACGAUCAGCAGAAAUCAAUUGAGCUGAUUGAGAUGCAACAGUACGUGUGCAUGAAUUGUAAAUUUAGUUGUAUUGGCCAUGUGUGGGUGAGGGUAACUCAAGGAUUAUGAUCCCCUGUCUGUAGGGGGCAGGAGUCCUUGCACCAACAGUGUUUAGUGUUCAUGGUGCAUUAUGGGUGCCUUAAGGUGUUUACACCCAGAAACGUCAAGUGAGGGCCGACCCUUUGGGUCUACAGGCUCCACAAAGGAACUAGAACUGCCUGGAAACAGGAUGUGCGUGUGUGUGUGUGUCAGAGGUGAGUGAAGGAACGGAUGUCAAGUCUGAAAGGAGCGUUACAAAGUUUGUGUGUGUGUACGGUUGUGCAUUAUGUGGAAUGACCGGUGUAAAAAAAAGAAAUUUAAAAAAAAUCGAAAAACUGGAAACGUGAAGAAAAAGUGAGAAACGUGAAAAACACAAAAAAAGCUGCUAUAGUGUUCGACCAGCCAGAGCACUCAGGAUCAACCUGGCUGGAGUAACGGUACCUGAUCUUGAAUGAUGAGAUAUUGCCGAUCCUGAUCUUUCCGAAUGGUUCAUCUCUGAGACCCUGGUGAAGGCCCUCCUCUCCAGCUUUAUCCAGCGGCAGACGGCCUGUGUUCCUGUUUAUAGAAAGAAGCGACAAACCUGUCAUCCACCCGAGGGCAAGUCUGUAUUACAAUUUAAAAUGUAUUUGAUUCUCAGUUUUGAGUUCUGCAGAGCAGUGAAAGAUUUUCUUUUUCAACAUUGAUUUAUGGAUCAUGGAUUUAGUUUGAUGGACGGAUGAAUGGCUUCUUCGAAAAGUCUUUAUUUCAACAAGGGAAAAUUGUUUACAAACCUGUGUUAGAAUGUUUGCCAAAAAUGUAGUACGUUUCUGGUACUGCAUCCAUGGAGUAAAAUGUCUGAAUGGGGUUUCAUUUUAGGACAAAUGAAUACUGGAUUAUCUGUAUCAAUACAUGUUGGCAUAUGAGGAACAUCGAAGUCACUGACGCCACCAGGAGGAUCAACAACAGAGUGUUGACUCUGCUCUUGUGUUGCGUUCAGCUCCUUCUCAGUCUGAUUCAUAUAUUCAGCUAGUGUGGACGUGUAUGAAUCUGUGUCCUGUAUUGAAAAAUGUAGCCCCAUUUCUAACCCCCAGAAACUGAUAAGUAAAUAUCUAUUCUAUUUAGCAAAUAUUUUGGUUGUGGCACUUUGUCAAACGGUCGGUCUCUGCAGUAGACUGGCUGUCAUGUUCAGCUGUCAGAAUCAAUUCCUCCUAAUAACAGACUUGCGUCUCAAGUUAUUUUGGACAGAACAACAGCACUUGUAUCUUGGAUGUGUCACAACUGCGAAUAAAAAAAUGUCCACAAGAGUUGAGGCUCUACUUGAGAUGCAGACUUUGAGUGCUACCGGGUCAGUUUUAUUAUUUUUAUUUUAUCCCCUUACAAGGUUAAUUUCACAGACUUGGUAGUCCUAACAGGCAGCUCCAGCAAAUGAAUGAUGGAUGCGAGGGCUUUACUUGGAGCCUCCAGGGUGUUCGCCAUAAAGUGUGUCCUCUUCUCUGCCCUUUAUCAACAGCACAUUUACUUAAAUUAGGUCUGAUCAUUAUAAAUGGUUUGACGCAUCGUGGUGGGAGGAAGGAGGGGAGAGACCGAGAGGGAGAGAGGUUUGUUCUAGAGUCUUAAUGGGGACGUGACGGAGUUGAAAAAUACCCCUGCAGUGUUUUAGGUAUGAGAAACCACUUCAAGUGAACUUUGGUUGAAACCUGAUCCUGCCCAGCUGAAAAUGUACGAAACAUUUCAAUAAAAUUCUAUUUCGUUUCACCUGGAAAA
Gasterosteus aculeatus aculeatus (three-spined stickleback) is the source of this 4670-nucleotide messenger RNA. It is a transcript of the gene ell2, whose product is annotated as elongation factor for RNA polymerase II 2. Gene Ontology annotation, molecular function: cis-regulatory region sequence-specific DNA binding. Gene Ontology annotation, biological process: snRNA transcription by RNA polymerase II; positive regulation of transcription elongation by RNA polymerase II; transcription elongation by RNA polymerase II. Gene Ontology annotation, cellular component: transcription elongation factor complex. NCBI's taxonomy places the organism in Eukaryota, Metazoa, Chordata, Actinopteri, Perciformes, Gasterosteidae. The record is from RefSeq and is a predicted model, not a curated record.